AAUCACCGAAAUAUGAAGCAUAAAGUCGUGUGCCAGAGUGAAAAAAAAGUUGCACUAGAAGUUGAAGUCAGAGACAUCCUGGAGGAUCAUGAAGGUUUAAGUCCUGGAAAUUUUACGACGCUUAAUUGGCCUCAAAAAUUUUUCCAGGAAAUCCACGUUCCAUUGCCAUCUUGA
Molecule: messenger RNA, 174 nt
Organism: Ambispora gerdemannii
Lineage: Eukaryota; Fungi; Glomeromycota; Glomeromycetes; Archaeosporales; Ambisporaceae
Source: the annotation of a GenBank genome assembly